Molecule: messenger RNA, 3760 nt
Organism: Dendrobium catenatum
Lineage: Eukaryota; Viridiplantae; Streptophyta; Magnoliopsida; Asparagales; Orchidaceae
Product: pentatricopeptide repeat-containing protein MRL1, chloroplastic
Exons: 20
Coding region: 28-3393 (1121 amino acids)
Molecular function (GO): protein binding
Source: RefSeq, a predicted model, not a curated record
CGUUCCCCUUCUCCUUCCCCUAUUUCCAUGGAUUUGAUCUUAUCCGCCAAACCCCAUGGCCUUAUACCCUUCGCCGCCUCUCCCAGCUUCCAACUACAUAGUCUUUUCCGUCGAGAAUUCCUUGGAUGCGGCAUUCAGCUCAGAACCUCGGGCCUCCGAUACCGAGCCGUCCGCGGGAAGCUAGGGUUUCAAACCCUUUCUCCCCGCUGCGUCACAUUCCAGGAUUGCGUCCUGCAGAGUUCCGUUAUUGUGAUAGCCGCGACAGUUGCUGCCUUCGCAGUGAUUGAAUUGAUCCACCUUAAUCGUAAUGGAGGAGGAAGCAGUGACAAGGACAUUGGAAGUCAGGAAAUCUCUGAUGCUUUGGUAUGCGGUGAGAUGUCUGAAGAUACCAUCAUUCCACUGCAGGAAUGCAUUGGGAAACCGGCUUUAUCAAGUGAAUCUCUUAGCAAAUUGCCUUCUAUUUGUGAUAGAAUGAACUUUUCUUCUAGAGCGCUGAAAGUUAUUUCUUCAACAAAGGAUCAUUCCUUCGUUUGUGAUGAUGGUGAACUCUUGAACCCUCAGAUAACAGGGUUAUCUCUGGAUGUAUUAAAUAAGGAAUUGCAUCCAGUUGAUGAAAAGUUUACUUUGUUCCCAAUGUCUAGCAUGUUGGUCCAAACCAAAGUUGGUGGUUCAGUGGGUCCUUUGAUUAUUGGCCAAGUAGAAUCAAGGGAGAAAGGUAGUGUUGUUUUAGAUGAGUCAGACAUCAUGCCAGAAAAGCUAGAAAAAGGUCUUUCAGAUAGCGGUGUGCACUCUUUGAAGGCUUUUCAUAUAUCUAAUUUCUUUGUGGUCCCAGUGAAGAGCAUGCAGAGAGAAUUCAAUCAAAAUUAUUAUGAUAGGACAAAGCGACAUAUAGUUAAUGGAAGUAAGCUUCUGGAUUCAAACCUCAAUGCAGAUCAUAUAUCUACUGAAGAGGCUUAUGAUUGCGGUAAAGAACAAUCUGAGGUCAGGUCUCUAUCGUGUUUCAAUAACUUGUACGAGAAACCUCUCAAUCUCAUUCUUCAGAAUGGCAGUGAUUAUUAUGAUUUAAAGCUUUCUGUGAAGAGGGCAGAAGUCCUUGAGAAAGGUUCUUCAAAACCUGCAGCAAAUUCUGAUCUUCCAGAACGACAGGCCCUUUUUAUGUGCUUCAAGAAAACUUUCAAUAGUAAUGAGAAGGGACUAACCGAUGGCUGUAGAUCCAUACAGGAUAUUGAUAGAAGUUUCAUGUGCAAAAAAGAUAACAAACCCUUGUCUAGAUUCUUUCAACCAAAUGGAGGACUUGUAAAAGAUUCAAGCAGUCUGGAAAGUUACUUAAGAACCUAUGAAUGCUUAUUAAGGGAUGCGAGAUUAAAAGACUGUUUAGAUUUGUUGGAGAGUUUGGAAAGAAAGGGGCUUCUGGAUAUGGACAAGGUCCAUCACACACGGUUUCUAUAUGCUUGUAAGACCCAAAAGAAAGUCAAAGAGGCUUUUCGCUUUUGUAAACUUAUCAACAAGCCGACGCUGAGCACAUUUAACAUGCUUUUAUCUGUCUGUGCAAACUCACAGGAUUUUGAUGGAGCUUUUGAAGUGAUGCUGCUAAUUAAGGAGGCUAAGCUGAAACCUGAUUGUAAACUUUACACCACUCUGAUAUCAUCAUGUGGGAAAUGUGGAAAGGUUGACGCCAUGUUUGAAGUCUUUCACGAAAUGGUUAAUGCUGGAGUUGAGCCGAAUGUCAAUACUUAUGGUGCACUGAUCGAUGGCUGUGCCAGAGCUGGGCAAGUUGCCAAAGCAUUUGGUGCUUAUGGAAUUAUGAGAUCCAAGAAUGUGCAACCAGAUCGAGUUGUAUUCAAUGCACUAAUCACAGCAUGCGGUCGUUCAGGAGCACUUGAUCGUGCUUUUGAUGUCUUAGCUGAGAUGAGAGCAGAACCUAAACCAAUAGACCCUGAUCAUGUCACUAUUGGUGCCCUGGUGAAAACUUGUAUUCAAGCUGGUCAGGCCAAAAGGGCACGCGAAGUGUACAAAAUGCUUCGUCUAUAUAACAUAAAAGGCACUCCUGAUGUUUACACAAUUGCUGUCAAUAGCUGCAGUCAGAAUGGUGAUUUGGAAUUUGCCCUUAGCAUAUACGAGGAUAUGAAAAAGAAUGGCGUGUUGCCUGAUGAGAUGUUUCUGAGUACAAUUAUAGAUGCUGCUGGUCAUGCUCAAAAUAUAGAUGCCGCAUUUGCCAUUCUGAAGGAUGCCAAAAACAGAGGAAUACUUGUUGGAAGCAUGACAUACAGCUCACUUAUGGGGGCUUGUUGCAAUGCAAAAAACUGGAAGAAGGCUUUGGAGUUGUAUGAGGAUAUUAAAGCUAUCAGGUUGCUUCCAACAGUUUCAACGCUGAAUGCUUUGGUUACGGCUCUAUGUGAUGGAGACCAGUUGCCAAAAUCUGUUGAAGUUCUUGAUGAAAUGAAGGAAGCAGGAGUCCUUCCUAAUGUCGUUACAUAUUCCAUUCUCAUCGUAGCAUGUGAAAAGAAGAAUGAAGCUGAACUGGGAUUUGCACUGCUCUCAAAAGCGAAAACAGAUGGAAUUCUACCGAACCUUAUUAUGUGCCGGUGUCUUACUGGUUUGUGCCUACGAAGUUAUGAAAAGGCUUGCUCUCUUCAUGAACCUAUUAUUUCCUUUUACUCUGGAAAGCCAGAAAUUGAUAGCAUAUGGACAUCACGAGCAAUAAUGGUAUAUCGUGAAACAAUUUCAUCCGGUGAGAUACCGACAGUUGAAGUGUUUUCUCAAGUUUUGGGAUGCCUGCAGUUUCCUCGUGACUCCCUAAUUAGAAAUAACUUCAUUGAGAACUUGGGAAUAAACUUUGAUAGAUCAAGAUGCUCAAAUAUUUCUUCGUAUUUACAUGGAUUUGGAGAAUAUGAUACGAGAUCUUUUUCUGUGCUUGAGGAAGCUGCUUCAUUACGAGUUGUACCAAGAGUUUCCUACAAAGAAAGCCCAAUUGUUUUAGAUGCAAGGAAGCUGCUAGUACAUACAGUUGAGGUGUAUAUCUUGACAAUUUUGAAAGGUUUGAAGCAUCGGCUAGCUGCUGGUGCUAGAUUACCUUGUGUAACUAUACUAUUGUCAAGAAGAAAGACAGUGAUUGAAUCUCCUAAGGGAGAAAAGACAGUUUAUAUUGCUGGAAGGGUCGGUCAAGCAGUUGGAUCUUUGCUGAGACGGUUGGGGCUGCCUUAUCAAGGAGAUGAAUCGUAUGGUAAAAUAAGGAUAAAUGGCCUUACUUUGAGAAGGUGGUUCAAGCCUAAACUUGCCAGCAAUUACAUAAGUGGGAGACCUGGAGAUAUGAUGCUAACAUCUGCACGACUCGGCAAAGGCAUAGCAGAACAGCAGCGCCAAAUACGGAGCAACGAUUUGUCUCUGGAGUAGUUCUGCAUCUUUCAUGGCUUUAAGUAGCUAAGCUCAGCUGGAAGUUGUUAACAUUGCAUUCGAGCUGUUAACUUCCUUGAACUUGUUGAUGGUACUAUGGUAGUGAUCACAGCAAAAUUUUCAAACUCUCGAUUCACAAGAAUAAGCUCACUUGGAAAAAAAACAUCUCUUCUCAGAGGUAUGGGCUAAAGCUUCUUUUUAUUACCGACAACAGACGGUGAGAAGUUAUUAUCUAUUAACAACUUAGGCUACUGCAGAAUAUGCAUUGUAUGCUAAUUCGAGUACUCAUUUUUCUUUGCUUCGAAGCGUGUAGCUGAGAGGUGAAUGAAACAAAAAUUUAGGUAUCUAUCAUUCUUUCCCCUCGUUA